Messenger RNA from Diabrotica balteata, 474 nucleotides. NCBI's taxonomy places the organism in Eukaryota, Metazoa, Arthropoda, Insecta, Coleoptera, Chrysomelidae. The record is from the annotation of a GenBank genome assembly.
AUGGGAAGGAGAAGUAGGUCAAAAUCCCCUUUUGGUUCAAGGAGACGAGAUCGCGAUAGAGAAAGGGAUAAAGAAAGGGACAGAGACAGGGAUCGGGACAAAGAUAAGGAGAGACAUAGGCGGAAAAGAUCGAGAGAUCGGUCGCGAGACAGGGAAAGAAGACGUUAUUCUCCUGAAAGGGAUGAUCACAGGAAAUAUUCUCGUUCAAGAUCUAGAUCUCUGUCUCCAGUGGAUAGAAGACGAAAAAAUAAAGUACCAGACCGGCCUUUGAUAACCGCAGCCGAUCUGGAAGGAAAGAGUGCAGAGGAGCAAGAAAUGAUGAAAUUAAUGGGCUUUUGUAAUUUUGACACAACAAAAGGUAAAAAAGUAAAUGGAAAUGAUGUGGGUGACGUACAUGUGAUCCUCAAAAGAAAGUAUAGGCAAUACAUGAAUAGGAAAGGUGGUUUUAAUAGACCUCUGGACUUUGUAGCGUAA